This is a messenger RNA of Galendromus occidentalis (western predatory mite), 1940 nucleotides long. RefSeq lists its product as uncharacterized. The record is from RefSeq and is a predicted model, not a curated record. Gene Ontology annotation, biological process: pseudouridine synthesis; RNA processing. The coding region runs from base 162 to 1940 and encodes 592 amino acids. Lineage: Eukaryota; Metazoa; Arthropoda; Arachnida; Mesostigmata; Phytoseiidae. Gene Ontology annotation, molecular function: RNA binding; pseudouridine synthase activity. The transcript has 11 exons.
GCAUCAGCUGUUGUGUUUCUCUCGGUCUCACAUGUGCGCGGAAACCGAACAGAUGAGUGGAAGACGAGCCGGAAUCGCUGGUGUAUCGGAGAGACUUGAGAUUCAACCAUCCUAGUCGGUGGAAUUCUUCCACAGAGUCUCCGCUCGGCUUCGAGGACGACAUGCGCGAAAGAAUCAUCACUAAGGCUCACGAAGCUUAUAAAUUACUGCGGGGCGUCGUUUGCGUGCACAAGGAAGCCUUUCGGGGUGGCACAAGGGUGACACAUGAGCUGAAAGCGGCUCUCGCUUCUGAAUUGAAUGGCAUGAUCCCGAGACCACAGGAGCAGAGGAUAGAGAUAAGCGGUAGCUUUGAGGAGGAGAAAUUCCAAGUUGUUCAACGAUCGUCCCUCGCCGACCAUGUCCUCGUUGCGGGUCCCUUGUAUGACAAAUCGGACAUCAGUAUUGUGCCGCUGUCCUUGCCUCUGUAUAUGUCUAGCGGGCUCUGCCUCCUCGGUCUCGCUCCCAAGAGAGAUAUGUUCAAGCUGAAGACGACUCCCUUGGUGAGCACAUACGAAAUGAAAUGUGUUCUCGGAAUUAUGACGGAUGAUGGGACGACGAACGGGAGGAUUCGCGAGCGGAGUCGGUAUCAUCACGUACAUCAGGCCAUAAUUGAACGAUAUCUCAGCUCGGUGCAAGCUGGCUUCCAGCGGCAGGGCUUCGAGUACGCCGGCGUUGACAUGGACUCUCAGGAAGCUUAUGAACUAGCGAGCAAGGGCCUGUUACGACCGCAGCAGCCAACGAUGCCGCUAAUUUAUGCUUUGCGGUGUACAGAAUUCGACGCGCCGUCUUUUACGUUAGAGGUGCAAGUGAUCAACGGUGACGACGUUUACUUGAGGACUCUCGUCUGCGAUCUGGCCUUGAAACUGAAGACCACAGCCGCCUUGGAUAAAAUGCGAAGAACAAGGUACGGCCCGUUCACCCUCGACAUGGCGUUGAUAAAACACCUUUACUCCGUGGAGAAUGUGUUGGACAAUAUCGAGGAAAUCAGACCGACCGUUGAUAAGCUGCUCUACCCGAACAUAUUCAAAGUCGCGGACUCGACCGAGGAGACCUUGACCGUCGUUCCAGAAUUGAGGGUGGCGAAAUGCCGCGGCGUUCAUCGACCUUGGACAGUUCUCGUGAUAUCGACUCUGAUUUCGGCGUCAUUCGUGUUCCGUGCGACGACAGCACAGCAAUGCGCGGAAAGCAAUCGAGUAAAUUUCCCUGGAUUCGCUUGCUGCAACGACACAUUAGAUUCGGACAGUGGUUGGAAACUGUUGUGCUCAACGGACGGUGAAAUUCCGACGGAGCCUCCAGAAGCUGAAGCUGCAACAGAGCCGACGGAGAUCGAUGCGACGGAUCCCAACCGAUUGAGCAAAGCCGUCAGAGUCGCGAACGGAACCACGGCCCAGCAGCAGGAAACGGUUCCUACGACCGAAGCGACUCGGAGAGACUUCGCCGCGGGCGAUCCCUUGAGCGAAUCGAACAGCCUCCAGCCCUCUGGCAGACCCGCCCCCGCUGCCUCCACCGAGACCGUUGAAGUCGGUGGGGAUACCGAAUUUCCGGAACGGAAUGCGACCACAGAACCCUCUACGGCACCCAAAGAUCCCAACGCACUCCUCUUUCCCCUGGAAUAUCCGUCCGCAAACUCGAUCGAAAUGCCGCCUGCAUUCGUUACGGAAGCACCUGCACCUUCCGUGCCGAGUCAAGCUUCGACCACGAGCCUUCCCAAAACUCGGUCACGGAGAUCUGCUGUCGGAAUCGAUGAUUUCAUCCUGAGCUCGGAAUAUGAAGCCGUAGAUCCGGCUGUCGAGAUCGAGUACCACAAGAAACCAUUCGGUUCAAGCCUCAAGGUGGGUGGUCGAGACGAACGACUAGUUUGCCUCCGCGGGAAAUUCGGGGAGUCACAUCUGGACAUCUAG